Cottoperca gobio is the source of this 2055-nucleotide messenger RNA. RefSeq names its product arrestin domain-containing protein 3-like. The record is from RefSeq and is a predicted model, not a curated record. The transcript is spliced from 6 exons. Gene Ontology annotation, cellular component: plasma membrane; cytoplasm. The coding region runs from base 149 to 1513 and encodes 454 amino acids. Lineage: Eukaryota; Metazoa; Chordata; Actinopteri; Perciformes; Bovichtidae. Gene Ontology annotation, biological process: protein transport.
UUUUCUUAGGGCGUGUCUCCUUCCUCUGUCUAGACGCCAUGAGUACCCUCAUAGCAGUGGAAGCGUUUGGAGAUGUUUAGGUGGAUUGAUCAUGUGGUUUUAUUCAUUUCACCAGUAGGCUAUAGUCUGAUUUACGCACGCAACGACAAUGUCUUCAAUUCAAAGUUUAACGAUGACUUGUGACGCGCUGAAUGAGUACGGAACGUUUUCGGAGGGAGACACUCUCACUGGGAAACUAACACUGGCUUUAUUAAAAGAGACAAAAAUUGAAUGCCUGUUUGUUAAAGCUAAAGGAGACGCUGACGUGCGUUGGACAAAAAAGAGUGGCGAUCACACCAAAACAUACUCUGCACACAAUAGAUAUUUCAAACUGAAACAGUUUUUAACACCAGAGGACUGCAAAGACACUGUACUACCCCGAGGAUGUCAUGUCUUUAACUUCAGCUUGAAAAUACCACCAAAAAGCAUGCCUUCCUCCUUCAAGGGGAGUCAUGGAAAGAUUGUCUACACGCUGGAAGCCAAGCUGUCCAGGAGUUGGAAGCUGGACCGUACAGUAGAGCAGAUCAUACAAUUUGUCUCCAAGUCCUAUCAAAACAUUAAUUCUAUGAUGUCACCACAAAUUGAUUCAAAAAAGAAAGAGAUGGGACUUUUCUCAAAAGGACAUGUAGACAUGGAAGUCAAACUUGACAGGAUGGGCUAUGCUCAAGGUGAAAGUAUUGUGAUUGUUGCAAGAAUCAACAAUGCCUCAUCCAGUGAGAUGAUACCCAAAUUCCGUUUAAUCCAGGAGAUGGUGUACCAUGCUAAAGGCAGUACCAAACAUGAGGCCCACAAUAUCCUCAAAGUGGUUGGGGACGAUAUUAAACCUCAAACACAGAAGGAUGUCACAUGUGCAAUGAAGAUUCCUCGUGAUCAGAUGCCAACAAUUGAGAAUUGUGACAUCAUCUCAGUGAAAUAUUAUUUAAAGGCAUAUCUGGACAUCAGCUUGGCCUUCGAUCCAGAGGUCUUCUUCCCAGUAGUCGUUAUGCCUCUAGCCUGCGCUCCUGGACCUCAGCCUGGUGUGGCUGCGGGUCCCUAUCCAGCUGGGGCUGUUGGGGGCCCGAGCAAUAGCGACUUCCCUCCCCCUGCGUUGUCUUACGGUCCUCAUCCUGUAUCCCCACACUCAGGCAGUUAUGGAAACCCAGGAGCCCAAAGGUAUUCAGCACCACCACCUGUGUAUCCAUAUAACCCAUCUGCGUAUGCUUGUCAACCAGGUGUAUACCCUGCUCUGCCUGCACAUAUGAGUGGGGGCUACAAUAAUCCAUCAUCGUCUUCUGUGCUUCACCCUCCGCCUACUGCCCCAGAGAUCCACCCUUCUCCUUCACCCUUCAACAUACCCCCAACUGCUCCUACGUACAGUCUGCCGCCUUCUGCACCAAUGAUGAACACAGACUUCCUGUCUCAAUCGGAUGAAGCUCCUCCAGCAUAUUCACUUCUUUUCCCCUCCUCUGCUACUCAGAAAUCUGAUGCCAAAUAACAGUAUGUAUGCUUAUUGACUGAAUCGGUUUAUUAAUUGUGAAGUAAAAUACUAAUAGUUAGUUGAAAUUGGGAAAUCCGAUCACCUAAAUUGUAUCUUUAACACUUUAUUAAUGUUGUUAUAUUUAAAGUAUGAAUUGGAAAUGAAAAAGGCACCAUGUGCAACUUUAACUGUUUGCAUGUAAUGUAUAAUAUACAAAGAAAUAUGACUUUUGCAUUGUAUAUGAUCUGGUCAGUUCAGGUUGAUAAUUAGUUUUGUCUCCAGCUACUGACAUUACUCAGACUUCAGCCAUCAGGAUACACUGUGUGUUUUACGUGCCUUGUUUAAGUCAAGUGUCUUGAUAAUUUUUCGGCGUAAUAGUUUAUAGGCUACCUACUCUCUACCUCACUAUUCUAGAGGUUAAUUGAAAGAAACUGGACAGCUACAAGGCCAAAUACAGGUCUAAUGUUCCUUGUAUUUUCUAGUCUAUUUUACACCAGAGGACUACUUUUCUUUCAUUUAAUUACACAAAAGAUUUUAAUAAAGAACUGUAAGAAAGUUUC